GCCCGGUGUGCCCCCGCCGCCGAUGCCCUCCCCGCCGCCGUCCCGGGGGUUCCUGGUCGGUGGGGCGGCGAUCAGGCAGCGCGUUGAACCCCUAUGUGUCGGUGCCUGGCGGGGUCCUGCCUCCGGAGCCCGUGCGGGGAUGUCUGGGAGACCCCGCGCCGACUGCUGCUCAAACAUCACGUAUGACUGCGUAAAGCAAAUAUGUUGUGUAUCUCAUCUCCUAUCCAUAAUUGGCACAGAGUUGCUAAAAACAAGAGUUGACAUGGAUGAUGAAGACGGCCGGUGCCUGCUAGAUGUAAUUUGCGAUCCUCAGGCCUUGAACGAUUUUUUACAUGGAUCCGAAAAGAUUGACAGUGAUGAUCUCCUGGACAACACAGGAGAUGCAGCCAGUGCCUUUUUUGAAGGUGCUGGGCUGCACGUACAAGAGUCCUCUGGCAACCAUCUGAGCACUGAGCAGAGCCAGCCCACGACCAGCGUGGACCUUGACUUUUUAGAAGAUGACAUCCUGGGGUCACCGUCCAGCAGUGGGGCGAACCUGCAGAACUCAGACCAGCCCUGUGACAUCCUCCAGCAGAGCCUGCAAGAGGCCAACAUCACCGAGCAGACACUGGAGGCAGAGGCCGAGCUGGACCUGGGCUCCUUCCAGCUUCCCACCCUUCAGCCGGUGGUGCAGACAGCCUCCGACGGCACACCGCAGAUCUUCUCCGGCGGAGCCGACCUGAUCGGGCUGCAGCAACCCGCCGUCCUGACGCACCAAGCCCUGGUGCAGCAGUCAGUAGGAGCAGAUGUUGUCAACAAGGCCAUCAGCGUGCAGCCUUUCCUCCAGCAGGUCGGCUUGGGGAACGUCACCAUCCAGCCCAUCUCCAAUCUCCAGGGCUUGCCCAACGGCAGCCCCAGCGGGACACUGGGCAUCGGGCCGAUUCAGGUGGUCGGGCAGCAAGUGAUGGCCAUCAACCAGCCGGCGCAGCAGAUCAUCGCCAAGCAGGUUCAGCCUUCCCAAGUGGCCACCAUGCCCGUCGGCAGUUACAUCACCCAGACGGCGCCUGAGCAGCAGCAGGUCACCCUCGCCUCGACGGGGGUCUCUCCGCAGAGCGCUGGUCUCGUCAUCCAGAAGAACCUGCCGACAGUGGCCACCACGACGCUGAACGGGAACUCCAUGUUUGGGAGCGUGUCCGGGACUCAAGGCUCCCAGCCGCUCACCGUCACCUCGAACUUGAGCAGCCCCUUGGUGCAGGCCCAAAACGUCAUCAUUCACAGGACGCCCACCCCGAUUCAGCCCAAACCCGCCGGUGUCCUCCAGCAGAAACUGUACCAGAUCACCCCCAAGCCCUUCGGUUCCAACAACACCACCCUGACCAUCCAGAACGAAGCUGCCCUGCAGCAGCAGAAGGCCCAGCAGAACCUGACCUUCAUGGCCAGCAAACCCGGGCAGAACGUGGUGCUGUCGGGCUUCCCCCAAGGGCUUCCAGCCAAUGUCUUCAAGCAGCCGCCGCCGCAGCAGCAAGCCCUCAGCAAGCCCAUGAGCGUCCACUUGCUGAACCAGGGCAGCAGCAUCGUCAUCCCCGCCCAGCACGUCCCACAGGCCAUGCUGCAGGGCCAGAACCAGUUCCUCCUCCCCGGGCAGCUGGCGGGCGCCUCCACCGUGCAGAUACCCCAGCAGCUCUCCGCCUUGCAGGCCAACAUGGGAGGGCAAAUCCUGACCACCUCCCACCCUGGCGGGCAAGCCCAUAUCAUAACUAGCCAAGGGCCGGGCGGACAGCUGAUUACCAACCAAGCCUUGCCGGCCCAGAUCCUCACCAACCAGAACAUCGCCAGCCAGCUGAACCUGGGCCAGGUGCUCACCUCACAGAAUGCCCACGGCACUGCUCACAUACUCUCAGCUCCCAUCCAGCUCCAGCCCGGCCAGGUGGGUCAGCCGGCUCUCUUCCAGAUGCCCGUUUCGCUGGCGGGCAGCUUGACCACCCAGAGCCAACCCUCGGUGGCCGCCUCGCUGGGCCAGACGGGGCAGACAGUGAUCCAGGGGGUGACGCUGCCCAACCAGGUGGCCAUGCUCAAUGCCACCGAGAACCUCGGCCAGGCGGUGAGCAUCCAAGCCUCCGCCACCACCAGUAGCCAAAGCCCCGGCCUCGUCCAGCCGCAGUCUGCCUCGGGGGCCAGCCUGCUGCCCAGUGCCGACCAGUCCUCCAUCCUCACCGUCCAAACCGCCUCCCAGCCGCCCGCUCCGCUCCAGCUCAACGUGCCGCCGCCGCCGCCACCUCCGCCGCCUGCCCAGCAGCCCGUGACUUCCCAGCCCAGCCCCAGCUUGGCCUCCAGCCCGGAGAAGAUCAUCCUGGGGCAGGCAGCUGCCGGAGCCGUCAUCAACCAGGACUCCAUGCAGAUGUUCCUACAACAGGCAAGUAGAGCCCCUCUGGGUGGUAGCCGCGGUGUUUGCAGCCCGUUGGGUGUUUGGAGACUGACACCGAGCGUGGCAGACCCUGGAGAGUCCCGCUUUUGGGCUUGCUUUACACAGCGUACGUGCUAGAAGUGCUCCCCUGUCACCUUAAUUCUUUCCAUGUUGUCUUCCCGCCAUAGGGCAAUUCCCUUCCUCAGUAGGUGUUUACAUUUAAAGUUGCCAGGAGCAAUGAGCGGGGCUCGGGGCUGCUCUGCGUGUAGUCGAGUGCCAUCACCUUGCCUUUGGAAUGAUGAGCUAGCAGUGGGUCUGUCCAGGUCACCAAAGCCACCACCGUGGCACAGAGGGGUCAGCGUGGACUCAGUGUCUGCCUCCUCCCCAUGCUCCGUCUGCAGCUUGGGGUCAAGCUCAGCCCAUGGCAUCGGCCCUGCUUUCCCGCUUAGGGUUUUCUACCCUCAUUAGCUCAAGUCAGGCCUUUAAAAAUAAUUGAGUGACUCUAGAAGUGACAACAGCAGCCGGGUGCAACGUGCAGCAUCUCGUCGCAAGAGUCCCUGCUGCGGAUGUGUUGGCUGCAACCCACCCGUGUACCAGCAUGAGGAGGUUGGGCUCGGUCCAGCAAGGGCUGCGGACAUCUCAUCUGGCCUUACCUACAUUGGUAAAGGGUUUGGUGACAUUUUAGAUGCCAGAUUUGAACCGUUGUGGCUUUUCUUAAACUUAUAUUCAUAAAGGUGGGUGCUGGUCCAUAACCUGCCAAAGUCCCUGAAUUAUCCGAGAAAGAAAUGGGAAGAGAGCAAGCGCUCUAUUAGUUUAUCAUUAUUAUUUUAAUAGUGGAAAGCUUUAAAAUUCUCUUUUGAACUUAUUUGGCGUAACUAGUAGCACGGAAGCAUCUUUCGAGGUAUUUGGGCUUGAUGUUGACAGUCACCUCCUGGUAUUUCAGCAUAAUUAAAACCAGGCGUCUUCCUGUGACUAAACGGUUACAGUUUAAGAAACUCGCAACCCCCCCUGAGAUUUGGAAAUAGAGACAACCCUUCCCAGAAAUAGAGAAAACCCUUCCCGCUCUCGGGAGAAGCCGAUGCACAGGGCUCGGCACACACAGUGUACCCCGGCUCCACCGGCAUUGUCUCUAUUUGCCAUUUAAUGCAGGUUUCGAUGCCAGGUAGAGUAUUAAUGCUUAGUCAUAACGGUGCGGGGGUUCUCCUGCAUGUCACGGUAGGUUUUUUGCCGGGACGUACCUAAAUCUGCGAUUGUGUUAAAUAUUGCUGCAGUUGCGUUAUUGGACUGUGAUCAGACACGAUGGGUCCCUGUGCCUUCCCCUGCAAAGUCCCUCUCCUGCCUCCAGAGAGAGCUGUUCUCCUCACUGUCCGUACCAGGACUGUCCUGCCUCUCCUGCCAGCUACCAGCCGUGGAAGACGCGGUGCCUGCGUCCAGGACGAGAGCAGCCAUGGUUUUCUCUUCGGCAGCCGCCUUGCGGCGUUGCCGAUGAAGUAGGCGUAGCAUGCCGGGAUGGAUGUGGCGAGAGGCAGGCAGAGGAGGAGGAGAAGGACCCGUAAACGUGGUCACUGCUAAAUGUUCCCCGUGUGCAUCGCAUGGUGCCGUACAAAAACUGAUCCAGCAACAGAAAACCAUGCACUGCAGUGCAUUGUGUGUGCUACAGCAGAGGGUUUGGGUGCUGUCAGAUAUCUCCCGGCAUUUAUUUUUGCCCUGCUUAUCUUUAAAGCUUCCAAGCUCUUCCUGCGGUCCGGUUUUCUCCACUGAACCUACACGUAGCCGACGAAAGGGUCGUGGUUUUGCUUUCAAAGCGAAGCAGCCAGGUUUGCUCCGCUCACGUUGACGGAACGGAGAGGGGAGAAGUCCUCCGAGCAUGGCAGGAUGCUCUCUCCUUGCACCUGGCAGCUCGGCACCCAGAAUUAAGUGGACGUUAGUAAUUUAUCGUUUGGCAAAGGCAAGCUGCUGCCUGGCCAGCCAUUCGGAGAUUUUCAGCCCUUACACCCCAAAACCACAACUCACAGCCCUGGGCGUGCAGGAUGGGCAAGCUGUGGCCAAAGUCAGGGGGCUGCGGGUGUCCCCUCUGCCCAGAGGUGGUGAUGCCCUCCAGCUCUCCCGCGGCUGGGCUGUAGCUCUCUUCCCCCUGCCAGCCGCCCUGCCGUCCAUCCCUCUGUCCGUCCAUCUCCCCUCCGAGCUCCAGCUACUCCCGCUUGCUUGCCUGCAGGUCCUCACUAACCCUGAAAGCUGCUGCCGCCCUGCGUUGCUUUUUCUUCUCAUCUCCCUUCACACUCGCAAGCUGCUGUCUGGUCCACUUUUGUCCCUGCCAGAGGCUUCAUUACUUUUUUUUCCUCCCAAUUCUUUAUAUUUCCAUGGCGAUUGGUAGUUGCGAAGUACUAUAAUUAAUCGGAGGGAUAUUUUGAGGCACAGGGAGAGCGCAGCGCCUGGGGUGAAUCUCUCCCCAGAAGUUUAAACAGCGGGAUGCUGAGCAGGAGCUCACAGCAGCGAGGGCUGUUAGGGCUGUCCUUGUUAACCCUCGGCCAGCUCUGGGGAACCGAUGGC
Messenger RNA from Aquila chrysaetos chrysaetos, 4933 nucleotides. RefSeq names its product BRD4-interacting chromatin-remodeling complex-associated protein-like. Gene Ontology annotation, cellular component: SWI/SNF complex. The transcript has 6 exons. NCBI's taxonomy places the organism in Eukaryota, Metazoa, Chordata, Aves, Accipitriformes, Accipitridae. Gene Ontology annotation, biological process: positive regulation of DNA-templated transcription. The record is from RefSeq and is a predicted model, not a curated record. Bases 23 to 2521 code for a protein of 832 amino acids.